Molecule: messenger RNA, 2454 nt
Organism: Cervus elaphus (red deer)
Lineage: Eukaryota; Metazoa; Chordata; Mammalia; Artiodactyla; Cervidae
Product: collagen alpha-1(I) chain-like
Exons: 12
Coding region: 1-2454 (817 amino acids)
Source: RefSeq, a predicted model, not a curated record
AUGCCAGGGACCCCGGGGACGCACUGUCACGGCCCCUCAGGACCGUCGGGUAAGCCCGCAGGCACCCAGCAGCUGCGGGGUGACCCGGUGACCCGUGUCAGGAGAGCCAGGCAGUCAUACGAGGGUCCACCAGACUUCCGGAGCGGGUGCAGAUGCCCCUGUGUGGGGAGCUUGAGGCACCUGGGAGCCAGGCCCCCACCCGGGAAAACAGGCAGAUCCACGCCGGGAGGCACAGGGCUCUUCGGCGGCCACAUCUGGCUGGGGGCCCCGGGUCCCGCCUCCCUGCUGCUCGCGCUCAGCCCCGGCCUUUCUCCUGAGAAGACCCCACCUGGCGGACAGGCCAUCCUCAUCGACAUGCAGGCGGAUGUCCCUGCUCUGCGUGCAGAGCUCUGGUGCAGCCUCGCGCGGAGGCGUCCUGCGCACCAGGCCCUGGCGGCGCCCCCACCGUCCGACCGAGCCCUCGUGACUGCUGUUAAGAGGCAGGUGGACAGUGGAGGAAAUGGAGGCUCAGCAGGACGGGUCACAGAUGCAGAGCAGGGGGCAGGCCCGGCCUCCUGUGGGGACCAGGGACAUCAGGAUGGUACAUUCCGCAUGGACUGUGAGACGUGGGAGGUGCCGGAGCCCUGGAAGGCGCGGCUCCCUGAUCAGGCGUAUCGGACUGACCCAGGCCGCCGGGAGAAGGCACGGCAGAGGCCUGGAGGUCUGGCGGUGGUGCCGGACAGCUCAGCCACCCCCUCGGGCCUGGAGGCCUUCAUCAGACCUGCUUCAGGGGCCCGGCCUGACGGCCGAGGGCGUUACCAGGGAGGCCCCCGGGUGCCACCAGGUGACCAAAAAGGGCCUCAGGCCAGGCCCAGGUACGGACAGGCCCCCGGCAGGCACAGGCUCUCCCGGGGACCGGGGCAGCAGGCCUGGGCACGGGCAGGAAAGAGCACGGGAUGCAAGGAGACGGCCCCGUGUGGGUGCCCGCGUGGCCGCGGGGCAGGCCUGGUUGGCUUGGUGACCGGGCAGCAGAAGGCCACCCACGUGCACUCGCUGGCGGGACCCCACGCCCAGCCCCCGGCGGCGGCAGCCGAGGCCGCCUUUGGGAGGAGCCAGCAGAGCCUCCCGAGUCCCGCGCUGACCAGGGCUGCCCUGCCGCACACGGCCAUCCAUCACCCGCGGAAACCAGGGCCGGGAGAGGCCACAGUCAGCCGAGGCCACAGACGCAGGGAGGGGCCCGCAGGUCCCGGGCCUGCCUCUGACGGGUGCCCUGCACCCCCGGCUUCAGGCCCAGGGUCCCGCCCAGGCAAGGAGCUGGCACCUUGGACAGGGGGAGGCCACGCUUCCAAAACUGCCCCCAAACUAGAACUGGAAGGACCCUCAGCCCCCGCCCCGCUGAGGCCCAGAGGGAGUGGAGGAGAGGCUCGGGGUCCCCAGGCUGGUGGGCGGCCAGGCUGGGACUCAUCCCCCACGGGCUGCAGAGGCAUUCUGGGGGGCCUGACCAGGCUCCCGGCCCAGGCCGUGCAGGUGUUGGCUGAGUCAGCGGGCAUUCUGCGGGCAGCAGCCACAGCCCAGGGAGAUGUCCCCAGGCGGCAGGCUGGCCUAGAAAGGGGCUGGCUCGGUAGGGACGCCUGGAGGACGGUUUGGUGCCCUACGCAGGCCAAGAGCCCCGGGCAUCAGGUCACUGAGGUGAGGGACAGGCGUCAGGACGAGGGCGCUGAGGUCUGUGACGGGCCGCGGCAUCCCAGCCUCCUGCAGCCUGGCCAGGAGCCGCCUGGGGCCCCGUCACCUGUCAGGGCCCCUGGCUGCCGCGCCGGGCACAUGGCCCUGCUCUGCGGUCUGGGGUCUGCGGAAGCCGCAGGACGGGCGGGCACCCAGGCUUAUAACGUGCGGCCACUGCGCCGGGGGCCGGUGGGGCUGGGGGCCCGCGGGAGCUCGCGGCGGCGGGAGAAGCCACAGGCCGCAGCGGUGUGGGAGCCCACGGGCAGGGCGCUGGCUCCCCACGGCCCGGGCAUGGGCUGGGCAGGGCACAGGGAUCCUGACGCCUGUGGAAUUGAAGGAGGUGCAGGGGCUGGCGGCCUCUCCCCGGGCCCCCCAUACCCCUGGGGGACCCCGGUCACGUCCCCCAACGACUCCCGCCUCUGGAAGGAGCCUGACCCCUUGACCCAGGGCCUGGGGGAGGCUGGGCGUCACCAAGAACAGACUGUGCAGGCAGGCACCCGUGCUGAUGCCUGCCAAGGCGCCCCCGCCGCCCCCUCUGAGGCCAGGCGGGGACUCAGCCCACCCUGGCCCGCCGCAGACCCGCCCCCUGUGUCAGGCCCCUGCUGGCCCGGCCUUCUGGUCCAGGCAGGUAGUCCGAUCCCACCCCCACCGGGGCCACCCGCCGGGUUCACUGGCCACGCAAACGACCAGCCUGGCUUCCCUGGAGGCCUGGCCACCCAGGACUGGCCCGGGAGCUUCCUGCCCGAGAGGUAG